Messenger RNA from Aspergillus nomiae NRRL 13137, 821 nucleotides. RefSeq lists its product as uncharacterized. The transcript has 3 exons. The record is from RefSeq and is a predicted model, not a curated record. NCBI's taxonomy places the organism in Eukaryota, Fungi, Ascomycota, Eurotiomycetes, Eurotiales, Aspergillaceae. Bases 6 to 821 code for a protein of 271 amino acids.
GCUCAAUGCAAUUGUUCACGAUGAGGCCUCAGAUCUUAUUGCAUCCGCAAUUGCGCACGUUGCUUCCCCGUGGUGUGCGGAGGGAUCUUAACAGCACGAUAUUCUCUCGGCUGAAGACGACUCAACCCCCGUUUCGACUCUCCAAAAAUGAGACCCCGGCUCUGAAGUCGAAGGAAAACAAUGCGACAGCUACCCGGAGCUCACCACAGUCGGCCACGACACACGCAAAGACGACUAUUCGACGAGGUCCCCCGGAGCGCAUAUUGAUCUACCAUGGCGGAACGGGCAAGACAAUCUUUCUGGGGAUGUUGCGGAUCACGACCAUCUUCCUUUUUGGUGUGUCUGUCCUGGUUGUCGCACCCGCAUUUGCGGCCGAUGAGUUUCCAUGGUAUCUAGCUCCUGCUGUUGUUAUUGGCGGAGCUCUCCCGAUGCUUUUCGUUUCCUAUACCUCUGCUCCAUUCGUGAAUUUCGUACACCUCGCUCUCCCUGCUUUUGCUCGGCGUUCAAAGGAACAGACGCUUCAAUAUGCGAAGAACCUGCCUCCUACAGCCACAUUAUACAUUAACACCAUGAAGUUCACGACGAUUCCUCGACAGACCGAGGUGCGACUGGGGGAUUUGGUUCCUGACAAAGCCAUCCUCCGUCCAGUGAGCUUUCGCAAUAAGAACCCUGCCCCCUUGCCCUGGUGGGCAGGAAAGACUUUACGGCAAUUUUACGCGGCAGAGAAGAGUCAGCCUGGCAGAGAAUCAACGACAUUCUAUCCCGAAUUGUGGGAACAUGUAUACAAGCAGAUCCAGAAGAAUCCCUUACCAAGGAAAUGA